AUGUGCUUUAUAAACAUUGAAUUUUUCUCUUUUUGAAUUGUUCUACUUUCGAUUGCCAAUACGAUGUCAAUCAUUUAAUAGUAUAAUCAUUGUUGAUGAGAUUAUGUAGCAUUUUUACAGUCUGUUAACUUUCGUCGCCAUUAUAUUUAUGUUACGUGUUCUGUGAUUUUACAUAUAUUAAAAGUUACAAAAUUAUGGUGUAUUCUUGAAAAACGUUACCUAAGUGGUAGUUGAUAAUAAGCCGAUAAAUUUAUGUAAUACGAUUUUAUUUUAUUAGCUACGUGUCAAUUAUAAUUGCACGCGGAUUUUAUGUGUCACUCAAUUUGAAGAUUCUUUUUUUAUGUAAUUUGUGCAAAAGGGAAUGCUAUGCUCAAAAAAUUGUGGUUAAAAAUUUUUCGAGUUCGUAUUGCAAGUGGUGUCUUUCGAAAAUGACUGACUUUUCUUAUUCUUCUACUUUUAUGAGGGUAAUCAAUAAUGUGUUAACUUUUGUAAAAUGUAUUGCUAGAACCAGUUUUGUGAUAAUUAACAACAUUUAUUGUAUACCAACAUAUGUAGUAUGGAUGACAUUAUUAUUCCCUGUAAAAGUUUAUCAACCACAAGUAUAUUGGAGAAUCGAAGGGAUAUUUUUUCAUUGGCUAUUAGCAAUGGUAUCAAUGUGGACUUGGUCUGCAGGUUAUGAUAUAAUAGAACAAGGUGAUGAUAUACAACAAAUUAUUAGUGAAAGAACAUUAGUAAUAGCAAAUCAUCAAAGUACUGGAGAUGUUCCUAUCCUAAUGACAACAUUUAAUGCUAAACCAAAUGUAUUACCUAAUUUGAUGUGGAUUAUGGAUAGAAUUUUUAAAUUUACUAAUUUUGGCAUAGUUUCUGUUUUACAUCAAGACUUCUUUAUAAUAUCUGGUCGUAAAAAAAGAGAAGAGAGUUUAAAACAAUUAGAAAAACAUCUGAAAGAAUCAUAUAUUCCAUUAGACAGAAAGUGGAUGGUGCUUUUCCCAGAAGGAGGUUUCUUAUGUAAAAGACGAGAGACAUCACAAAAAUAUGCUAAAAAAAAUGAUUUACCAAUUCUUGAGAAUGUAACAUUACCACGUGUAGGAGCAAUGCAAACUAUAUUUGAUACAAUUGGUCCAUUACAGGAAUAUAAUACAACAGAACAACAAUUGAAUAAUAGACCAAAUAUGAUGGUAGCUAAACCAGAAAUUAAUUGGAUUCUUGAUAUAACAAUAGCAUAUCCUCAAGGUAAACCUCUCGAUUUACCAACAAUUAUAACUGGUUCACGUCCACCAUGUGAAACAGUAUUAUUUUACCGAGUUUUUCCUAGUUCAGUGGUUCCGCGGGAACCAGAAUUAUUAUCUAAAUGGUUAUAUAAUAGGUGGGUUGAAAAAGAAGCACUUUUGGAAAAUUUUUACAAAUAUGGAACAUUUCUUGGCACACAAGCAUCUGCCAAUGAAGGUUCUAAGAUCCAUCAGGAUCCUUUAAGAUUCCUAGUCCUUCAUUUAUUUUUUAUAACAUCUAGUUAUAUACAUUACAAUAUGUUUGCGUAUGUAUUAUCUUGCUUCUGGUAAAGCAUUUUAUGCUAAACAAGAAAUUACGUUCAAACAUAAGUAAAAUUAUAAUGUAGUAAAGUAAAAAUAUUCCUGCCUCAAAUAUUAUUCUUGAUGUUGACUAACAAAACUAACGAACGUAUGGAUUGUAACAUAAUGAUUGUACGAAUGUUUAUAAUCCAAGAAUGUCACGAAAAGUGAAUUGCAAGUAUUAA
Apis florea (little honeybee) is the source of this 1753-nucleotide messenger RNA. Its product is annotated as acyl-CoA:lysophosphatidylglycerol acyltransferase 1. Gene Ontology annotation, biological process: phosphatidylinositol acyl-chain remodeling. Gene Ontology annotation, cellular component: endoplasmic reticulum; endomembrane system. Gene Ontology annotation, molecular function: acyltransferase activity. Lineage: Eukaryota; Metazoa; Arthropoda; Insecta; Hymenoptera; Apidae. The record is from RefSeq and is a predicted model, not a curated record.